Molecule: messenger RNA, 2553 nt
Organism: Rosa rugosa (rugosa rose)
Lineage: Eukaryota; Viridiplantae; Streptophyta; Magnoliopsida; Rosales; Rosaceae
Exons: 8
Biological process (GO): purine ribonucleotide metabolic process; sulfur compound metabolic process
Cellular component (GO): cytoplasm
Molecular function (GO): adenylylsulfatase activity
Source: RefSeq, a predicted model, not a curated record
CCCCGUGUUCCCCUGCCUCGCUCUCUCACCCCGAGUUCCCGAUCUCGUUCUCCAGACCUCGAGCUUGAGAUCCGAUCUAACCUCGAGCUUAUCAGGGGACCUGAGCUUGUCAUUCUCCAACUUGAGCCAGCUCUAGCUAGUUCUCCAACGUCUAGUCUCAGGAAGAUCCUAGAUUGGAACAGGAACUGUGCAGCAACAACUGCGAGAGCUUUUGUGACUGUGAAAGCCUCCAACCCCAAUUUCAGAACUUUCCUUCUUCCUCUUCACUCUCGCAGGUCCCUGUGUCGUGUUAGCGCUACAAACAAUGAAGAGGCUGCUGCCAAGGUAGCUGCAGCAAAUGCUGACAGAGGAGCUCCAACAAUAUUUGACAAGAUCAUAGCAAAGGAAAUCCCAUCGACCAUUGUAUACGAGGAUGAUAAGGUCCUGGCAUUUCGGGAUAUCAACCCACAGGCUCCCGUGCAUGUUGUUAUCAUCCCAAAGAAUAGGGAUGGGUUAACAGAGCUGGGAAAGGCUGAAUCUAGGCAUGUGGAAAUAUUGGGUCAACUUCUAUAUGCUGCAAAAAAAGUUGCUGAGAAAGAAGGUAUUCUUCACGGGCAGAGCAAAUACAAAAGACAGCAAAUACGAUGGGUAUGUGGCAUGGUUCUUAUGAUAAAUUGGAUAAUGAUUUGCACAUCCUGUUAUAUUACAAGACUACUGGGAGAAGCGGAGGAUUUGGGUUUGCGACCAUGUCUAGUGAUCAGGAAGUAGAAGCAGCUGCUCGAUAGUUUAAUAGCUAUGUAAGUCACCAUAUUAUAUCAUUUGUUUGUAUAUAUGCGAAAAUUUGAAACAAAUUCUAGAUAUGAGAUAGUUGGAUUGGUGUAAAAUUGAGUUAACAUUUCCAGGUGGUGAAACAUUUGAGUUAAUAUUUCUAGUCAGAGUAAAAUUGCACUGAGUUUCUUUUCAGAUUGCUUAAUUUGGAAGCGUAAUUGGUUCAUACAAGAGAAGAGCUGUAAGAUACUUGCUUUAAUUUGUGCGUAUUUAGUAGUCGGGGGACUCUGUAUGGUCAUUUUUUAUUCUUCUGAUGUUAAAUAACCAUUGAGAAAUGGUGGGAGCGAAUGACCUAUUGGUUAUUGGGCCAGGAGUACUUGGGCAUUUAGUUGCAAAGAAAUGGCGGGAGGUACUUAUCUUUGUCUACAUUUUGAUUAGUUUUAGUGACGAAAUAGUCAAAUUUAGUUCAAUUCUGUAAUGGUUAAGCAAUUGAGCUUAUAGGAGCAUACGGGUUGUGAAAUAUAUGGGCAAACGGUGAUCGUUGGUCACCAUGAGGAGUUGAUCGAGGUGGUAUUAAUUCAUGUUUGAAGGGGGACCAUAAAUUUCCUAAUGUCAUUUUCUGUGCUCCACCAUCUAGAACCUCCGAUUAUCCCAAUGAUGUUUGGUGAGUAUGUGAGUUGUUUUGAGUUAAUUGAAUUGAAAUGUAUGUGGAAGGCAAUCUUUGUUUUCUUUUUACUAGAUUUUUAACAUGCUUUAGAAUGCUAUAUAUGCACCAUGCUGCAUGUCUUCUCAGUUAUCUUUUCUUUGUUAGAAUCUAUCCGAAACUUUGUGGUCUGGAGGUAGAUUUGAAUCAAUUACCCCAAAUGAAAAUAUUCAAUUCAGUUUCAACCAUUUGAACCUUUGGGCAUUUCUAUAGGUUUGAUUGCUUAAAGCUCUUCAUAUCUACUGCAUAUAUUGCAAGCCCCCUCAACUUGUCCUUGGCAUGUCUACGUAAGUUAAUCCUUCAGUUAUCAUUUUCUUUUUUAAAACCUACCCGAAAGUUUGCUAUCCAAGAUAUAGUUUUGAUUAAUAAUAAACUUGCAUAUAUAUUAUAUUCUAUUCAGUUUCAACAAUUUCAACCUUUGUGGGUUGUUGUAUUGUGCUCUUGUAUUCCUAUCAGUUUUAUAGUAUAUGAGAUAUUAAGAUCUUGUUGGCUGGCACAGAGGUGAUUAAUUAGUUUUCUUUAUGGACUCCACAAUUUUAGGGUAUUCAUGCCCUUUGAUUGUUGUUCUAUGCAUUCUUUUUUUCAGACCUAACACGAUAAUAUUAAUUUUGUGUCUUUUCAUGAGGCCUGAUUAUUCCACUGAACUGGUUAGCCUUGCUUGUAGGAGCCUUUCAGCAAUUGCAUCAUCAACAGAUUCAUGGAGGAUGCAGUGGAAUUGGCAUAUUUGCUAUUCAUAUGGCUAAGUACCAGGGAGCAACUGUAUCUGCAAUAGCAGGUACUGAUGCAAAGAUAGCUAGGCGGUAAAGGAUCGGAAAGGGUAUACCCAACAACAACUUGACGAGGUCCGCAUUGAAGUAGCCGACUACUUACAGACUCUGCUGUAGGUUCUGACCAGUUACUUGAUUUUGAGUUAGGCUAGCUUUUAAUUAACUUUUUUGUAGCAAUUAUGAACAAACAUGAAUACUAAUUGUUAGGCUAGCCUUGUAGUAUAUAGGUGCAUGAAAUGGGGUUUUAUUUUGCCCAUUUUGUAAACUGUUAAGGAUGAUGAAUGUCGGAUAUAAUACCCCAAUUUGCAAUUUAUAAUCACAGUUCUAUUUUGUGGA